UUCAAACAGACGACAGAGAAAAUUUUCUCUAAAAAAGAACCAAACAUUACACACACAUUAAUGUUUUUCUUGUCUGUCUGAGUAUAAAAAGACUGUUUCAGCUGCCUGACUCCAACCAGAGUGCCAUCCAUCAUGGAGAGAUCUCUGGUGCAAAUCACCCUGUUUGGGCUGCUCCUGGCUUUGGUUACCACACUACCAAACAAGGACAACUGGGACAUCUACAGCUUUCACAUCAACUCCACAGUGAGCAGUCGUUAUGCAACCACUGUUAUCACGAGCCGCGUGGCCAAUCGAAUGGAUGAGUCAAAGGAAAUAGAAUUCCAAGUCCGGAUUCCCAAGAACGCCUUCAUCAGUAAAUUCAGAAUGUUUAUAGAUGGCCAAGUGUACGAUGGUGUUGUGAAAGGUAAAGAGACAGCUCAGCAGCAGUACACUGAGGCUGUGUCCCGAGGCCAAAGCGCUGGGAUUGUCAGUUCUGUAGGGAGGACCCUCGAGGAAUUUAAGACCUCCGUGAACGUGGCUGCUCACAAAAAGGUCACGUUUGAGCUCACAUAUGAGGAACUGCUGAAACGCAGGCUCGGCAAGUACAAGCUGCAAAUCCACGCUCAACCCAUGCAGCCUGUCAAAGACUUCAAGGUUGAUGUGCACAUUAAUGAGCAAGCCGGCAUCAAUUUCAUCGAGGUUAAAGGAGGACUAAGCACAAAAUCUCUGGCUAAUGCCAUCACCAAGACACAUGCAGACAAACAGGCGUGGGUGUAUUUCUACCCGACAGAGGCUCAACAGAAAACGUGUGACAGCUGUGGAGAGCAGGGUAUGAAUGGAGAUCUGGUUAUCACUUAUGAUGUCAACAGGGACACCUCACUGGGAGACAUCAAGACUUCAGAUGGGUACUUUGUUCAUCACUUUGCUCCAUCUAGUCUUACCCGCAUACCAAAAAAUGUAGUCUUCGUUAUUGAUCGAAGUGGCUCAAUGCACGGCAGAAAAAUACAACAGACCCGAAUAGCCUUACUCCACAUCUUGAACGACCUGGCAGACGAGGACUAUUUUGGUCUAAUUACUUUUGCUAACUCGAUUAAUCACUGGAAACAAGAACUUGUUCAAGCCAACAAGAAAAACCUGGAAAGUGCCAAGACAUUUGCACGGGAUAUUAGAGACAGAGGAGGCACAGACAUUAACAAAGCAGUGUUGGAAGGAGCAAGUAUACUGAAUGCACACCCAAGAGAAGGUUCAGCGUCUAUCCUUAUACUUCUCACUGAUGGAGACCCAACCUCAGGGGUGACGAAUAUUGAAAUAAUCCAGUCAAAUGUCAGAGGAGCUAUUGCAAACAAAUUCCCACUCUACUGUCUUGGAUUUGGUUUUGAUGUCAAUUUUGAGUUCCUUGAGAAGAUGUCGCUGCAGAACAAUGGUGUGGCACGACGGAUUUAUGAAGACUCAGACGCUGAUUUACAGCUCAAGGGAUUCUAUGAAGAGGUGGCCACUCCCCUGUUGACAGAUGUGACAAUGAUCUAUUUAGGUGGGACUAAUCUCACCCAGACUAACUUCACCCAGUAUUAUAACGGCUCUGAGAUCGUGGUGGCCGGUCAGAUCACUAACAACGACGUUGAGACCUUCACUCCACAAGUUGUGGCCAUUUCGGGGAGGGGAAGGCUAAUGUUUUCUGAGACAAAUGCCACCGUGGAGUCCACUGGAACAGUGUCUAACAACCGCAUUCAGAGGGUUUGGGCCUACCUCACAGUCAAACAGCUUCUGGAAAAAGAGCUGCUGUUAUCUGGACCUGAGAAGGAGAAUGUAACGAAAGAGGCCUUGGAGCUGUCACUGAAGUACAGCUUUGUGACGCCCCUCACAUCCAUGGUUGUCACCAAGCCUCAGGGGGAGACCACAGACGUGCUCCAUAAACCCAAGGAAGGUGAAACCUCACAGGCACAGCCCCGUGUAACGCAUCAUCGAUCCAUGACAUAUCUUUCUGCACCACAUGUUAUGCCAGCACCUGUUAUGCCAGGACUCUACAGUAGACAACUUUACCCAAUCUACCCUGACAUCGAUGCACUUCCAAAACCACGAACUGGUAUACUAGGACAAGCUGGUAAAGCAGGACAGUAUGAUGAAGAACAUCUCCUAACCUCAUUACUUAAACCAGGACGAAGGAAUAGACAUCGGACACAACGUAUUAUGUCUAUUGAUACGGGUGCUGCUCCUGUCCUCAUGACAACGAGAGCUACCUUGGUUGUACAAGCCGUAACAGCUAAUGCUCCUCUUUCUCACAGGUUUUUGAUAAAAACUGAGAAUAUGUCUCUUCCACUGUGCUUUGAUGUCACUGGAGACGUUCGCCUUAAACUACUUCAUCAUCCCAGCACAGAGCUGUCUGUGAAUGGUGAGCUUGAUUCAGUGGCGUACGGAGGCUUCAAAAAGAUUGUCAUCCACUUCAAGGCUGACCUGCAAGUUGAGGUUGACACCAAUGAAAUCACUGUACGCGAGGGACAGACAUUGACACGCCACACUGGACAGGAUCAUAUCACAGCUGCAAGUUUGACAGUGAUUAGGCGGGACAAGGAAAUAGAUGUUACAGCUGGAGACACACGAAUAGUCAUCUUAAUCCAUGUGAAGGAUGGUACAGAAUUCCUCUGGCCAGUUGUAAGACAGCAGCCAUCGGACAACAACACUGAAGGAAUUUUAGCUCUGAAGCCCGCAGUGUAUGAGGAGGUGCAACAAACUCCUUCAACAAAACUUAAGAUCAAAGACCAGGAGACUGACGUUACCAGGUCCAAUGCUGUUGACUACAGUAUCGUCUCUCACCCGACACUGGACUGCUGGCUCAUGCCUGCUGAGUCAGCCCUGCAGAGACGCCUCGAUGAUUUCACUGUUGCACAACUUUAACUGGGAACCAUGAUGAAUCACUUGGAAAGAUUUCAUUUAAAGGAAAAAUGAGGCAAACGCUAAGAUUAAAUAAACAGUAUACCAGCUCUU
Messenger RNA from Epinephelus moara (kelp grouper), 2961 nucleotides. RefSeq names its product inter-alpha-trypsin inhibitor heavy chain H3-like. The record is from RefSeq and is a predicted model, not a curated record. Lineage: Eukaryota; Metazoa; Chordata; Actinopteri; Perciformes; Serranidae. Bases 133 to 2871 code for a protein of 912 amino acids. The transcript has 29 exons.